Messenger RNA from Cucurbita pepo subsp. pepo (vegetable marrow), 848 nucleotides. Lineage: Eukaryota; Viridiplantae; Streptophyta; Magnoliopsida; Cucurbitales; Cucurbitaceae. The record is from RefSeq and is a predicted model, not a curated record.
GCGAUCAUCUAUUCGUCUUCUUAACUCAGCCCUAACUUUCUCGGUAAUAAACAAAACAAUCACUGGUUUUUAGAGAGAGAAAAAGGGCAACAGAGAGAUAGAGAGAUUUUUGGAGAAUGCCUUCUUCUAUUCAACUUCAUCGAAUCAAUCCUAGCAGCAAUCCAGGCGGUGGCGUCGCCUCAACGAUUAUGAACUGUCACAGAAGCGCGGUGGCGGUGGAGCGGGAGAAAAGGAGCAGCAUGACGGACGCGGCGCCGAUGCCGGUGCCAGAUGCGGUUGCGCGGCAUCACGCGCACGACGUCGGACCGGAACAGUGCUGUUCCGCUGUGAUCCAGAUUAUCGACGCUCCGGUCUCGACGGUGUGGUCCGUGGUGCGGCGGUUCGAUAAUCCGCAGGCGUACAAGCACUUUCUCAAAAGUUGUCAUGUGAUUGACGGCGACGGUACUGUCGGCACUCUCCGGCAGGUCCAGGUCGUCUCCGGCCUUCCCGCCGCCUCGAGCACCGAGCGCCUCGAGAUUCUCGACGACGAGAGGCACGUGUUUAGUUUUCGCGUCGUAGGCGGGGACCACCGCCUGCGAAACUACCGAUCCGUUACCUCACUGCACGCGAUUCCAUCGUCAUCGUCAUCAAGUGCAAACGGAUCGAGAUCGUCGACGGUUGUGGUAGAAUCUUAUGCAGUUGAUGUACCGCAAGGCAAUACUAAAGAAGAAACGUGCGUGUUCGUUGAUACGAUCGUACGGUGCAACCUUCAAUCCCUUGCACAAAUCGCUGAAAACAUGGCCAAAACUUCCUAAAUUAAUUUCCAUCCAUUUCUUCAUCUUUCCUUCUCCUUUUUUUUUUUUUUUUUU